AUGUAUGUAUAUAUAAAGGACGUUGUGGUUGUGAGUGCUGUCAGAACCCCUGUUGGUUGCUUUGGUGGAUCUCUCAAGUCUCUUCCUGCCACUCGUCUUGGAUCCAUUGCUGCAAAGGCUGCUAUUGAGAAGGCUGGUAUCAAACCCGAGCAGGUUGAGGAGGCUUACUUUGGUAAUGUCAUCCAGGCAAACCUCGGUCAAUCUCCCGCUCGCCAGGCAAUUCUUGGUGCCGGAUGCCCUGACACUACUGAGGCCACUACUAUUAACAAGGUGUGCGCUUCUGGUAUGAAGGCCAUUAUGCUGGCCACUCAGUCAUUGAAGGCUGGUGAUCGCCAGGUUAUGUUGGCUGGUGGUAUGGAGAGCAUGUCCAAUGCACCAUUCUACACACAGCGCAACAUUGCCUAUGGACACCAGCAGCUCACAGAUUCUAUUGUCAAGGAUGGUCUCUGGGAUGCCUAUAACCAGAUCCAGAUGGGUUCUUGCGCAGAGAACACUGCUACCAACUACAACAUCACCAGAGAAGAUCAGGACGAACAUGCUAUUGAGUCAUAUAAGCGUUCAGCAAAGGCCUGGGAGAACGGUGUGUUUGACAAUGAAAUUGCCGAGGUUGUCAUCAAGGGAAAGAAGGGAGACAAGAUUGUCAAGGUUGAUGAAGAGUUCACCAAUGUCAAGUUUGACAAGGUUCCUAGUCUCAGACCUGUAUUCAAGAAGGAUGGUACCGUAACUGCUGCAAAUGCAAGCACCUUGAACGAUGGUGCUUCUGCCCUUGUUCUUAUGACUCGUGAGAAGGCUGAAGAAUUGGGUGUCAAGCCAAUUGCCCGCAUUAUCUCGUACGCUGAUGCUGCCUGUGCUCCGAUCGAUUUCACCAUUGCUCCCAGCAAGGCUCUCCCCAUUGCUUUGAAGAAGGCUGGUUUGAACAUCGAGGACAUUAGCCUGUUCGAACUCAACGAGGCUUUCAGUGUGGUUGCAAAGGUUAAUGUACAGAUCAUGGGUCUUGACCCUGCAAAGGUCAAUGUGGCUGGUGGUGCUGUUUCCUUGGGUCAUCCCAUCGGUUCUUCUGGAUCUCGUAUUGUAGUCACUCUUAUUCACUUGUUGAAGUCUGGUGAAUUUGGUGCUGCUGCUGUCUGCAACGGUGGUGGAGCUGCCAGCUCUAUCAUUGUCCAGAAGGAAUAA
Messenger RNA from Phycomyces blakesleeanus NRRL 1555(-), 1173 nucleotides. RefSeq lists its product as hypothetical. The transcript has 10 exons. Gene Ontology annotation, molecular function: acetyl-CoA C-acetyltransferase activity. The record is from RefSeq and is a predicted model, not a curated record. The coding region runs from base 1 to 1173 and encodes 390 amino acids. Lineage: Eukaryota; Fungi; Mucoromycota; Mucoromycetes; Mucorales; Phycomycetaceae. Gene Ontology annotation, biological process: fatty acid beta-oxidation.